Myotis myotis is the source of this 1632-nucleotide messenger RNA. RefSeq names its product parathyroid hormone like hormone (gene PTHLH). NCBI's taxonomy places the organism in Eukaryota, Metazoa, Chordata, Mammalia, Chiroptera, Vespertilionidae. Gene Ontology annotation, biological process: adenylate cyclase-activating G protein-coupled receptor signaling pathway; osteoblast development; regulation of chondrocyte differentiation. Bases 632 to 1168 code for a protein of 178 amino acids. The record is from RefSeq and is a predicted model, not a curated record. Gene Ontology annotation, molecular function: hormone activity; peptide hormone receptor binding. Gene Ontology annotation, cellular component: extracellular region. The transcript has 4 exons.
CUCACUGCUCCGCAGGUUGGCCUCCGAGCGAGCGAGCGUGUGAACCUUCCUCCGCUCGGCUCGCCACUCGCCUCCAACCUGCGUCGCUCGGCCAGCGCGCGUCCCCGCCCGGAGAGCGGCCGCCGCCGCCCCUUUGCGCCGCGCUGAGCCCGCCCUCGCUGCCACCUGGCCCUCCUGAUCGACGACACACGCACUUGAAACUUGUUCUCAGGGUGUGUGGAAUCAACUUUCCGGAAGCAACCAGCCCACCAGAGGAGGCAGACAGACAGCUAUGCGUAUAUAUGUGGGUCUCCCUGCAAGUGGCUCUGGAACCAGACGGCCCAGUGCGCGGAGAAGCUGACUGCGGAGGAGGAAGCUUGCUUCUCUGGUUAGGAGGGGCUCGCCCUGCGCCUCGAGCCCAGCAGAAGCGCCGGCCAGAUUAAUUAGCCAUUGCUAUGGGAGACGUGUAAACACGCUCGCUGCUCAUCAUUGAUGCAUAUAUAAAACGAUUUCAUUUUGGUUAUUAUUUCAGAGGAAGCGCUUCUGAUUUUUUUUUUUUUUCCCUUUUUGGUCCCUUUUUGCCUGUGUGGUUUGGCAAAAGCACAGUUGGAGUAGCUGGUUCCUAAAUAAGUCCUGCCAGCGAGAGGAAACGAUGCUGCGGAGGCUGGUACAGCAGUGGAGCGUCGUCGCAGUGUUCCUGCUGAGCUACUCGGUGCCCUCCUGCGGGCGCUCGGUGGAGGAGCGCGGCCGCCGGCUCAAAAGAGCCGUGUCUGAACAUCAGCUCCUCCAUGACAAGGGAAAGUCCAUCCAAGACUUACGGCGACGAUUCUUCCUUCACAACCUGAUCGCAGAAAUCCACACAGCUGAAAUCAGAACUACCUCGGAGGUUUCCCCCAACUCCAAGCCCGCCCCCAACACGAAGAACCACCCCGUCCGCUUUGGGUCUGACGAUGAGGGCAGGUACCUAACUCAGGAAACCAACAAGGUGGAGACGUACAAAGAGCAGCCACUGAAGACACCCGGCAAGAAAAAGAAAGGCAAGCCUGGCAAACGCAAGGAGCAGGAAAAGAAGAAGCGGCGGACUCGAUCGGCCUGGCUACAUGCUGGCGUGGCUGGGAGUGGGCUAGAAGGGGACCACCUGUCUGACAUCUCCGGGACAUCCCUGGAGCUCGCUUUCCGGAGGCAUUGAAAUUUUUGCAAAGACCUUCAGAAGACAUAUUACAGCAUUCUGUAAUAGUGAACAUAUGGAAAGUAUUAGAAAUAUUUAUUGUCUGUAAAUACUGUAAAUGCAUUGGAAUAAAACUGUCUCCCUCAUUGCUCUAUGAAACUGCACAUUGGUCAUUGUGAAUAUUUUUUCCAAGGCUAAUCCAAUUAUUAUUAUCACAUUUACCAUAAUUUAUUUUGUCAACUGAUGUAUUUAUUUUGUAAAUGUAUCUUGGUGCUGCUGAAUUUCUAUAUUUUUUGUAACAUAAUGCACUUUAGAUAUACAUAUCAAGUAUGUUGAUAAAUGACACAAUAAAGUGUCUCUAUUUUGUGGUUGAUUUUCAUGAAUUCCUAAAUAUAAUUAUCCAACCUGAUUUUCCCCUGUGCAUGUAAAAAUAGCAGUAUUUUAAAUUUGUAAAGAAUGUCUAAUAAAAUAUAAUCUAAAUUACA